Angiostrongylus costaricensis is the source of this 1638-nucleotide messenger RNA. NCBI's taxonomy places the organism in Eukaryota, Metazoa, Nematoda, Chromadorea, Rhabditida, Metastrongylidae. The record is from the annotation of a GenBank genome assembly.
UUGGAUCACUUGCAGAUGCCGAAAGAGCCAGCAAAAUGGAGAGGUGUUAUGAAUGCUACCCAGUUCAGUGCAUUAUGUGUGCAAAGAAUGGAUUCUCUAGCUACUGAUCCAGAACGACAUGCUGCUCAUUUUUCCGAAGACUGUCUAUAUUUGAAUGUGUUCUCGCCAACCCCUUACCAGUACACUAACGAUACCUACCCUGUCGUUGUGUUCAUACAUGGAGGAGAUUUCCAGUCUGGAGGAGGUAGCGACUAUCCACAACAGGCUAUCCUCGAUAAUUUUGUUUCGAGAAAAAUUAUCUUUGUUACAUUCAACUACCGUCUUGGACCACUUGGGUUUCUGUCAACGGGUGACAAAAUUCUGCCUGGAAAUGUCGGCCUCUGGGAUCAAAUAUGGGCCCUCAAAUGGGUUAAUGCCAAUGCAGAAGUUUUUGGAGGAGAUCCUGGAAACAUUCUUCUCAUGGGGUCAGGUAGCGGAGCGGCGUGCGCCUCAAUUUUGGCAUUAUCACCGAGAGCAGAAGGCCUUUUUCACAAGGUUCUGCUAAUGUCUGGAUCAGCGCUUCAGCCGGGUGUAGUUCGAGACACUGCUAUCAAUGCCACAUGGGCUCUUAAUGAAAAAAUGCAAUGCAGAUCUUUUAAUUCCUCUGAGCUCUUGGGGUGUUUUCGAAAAAGGAUGCGAGAAGAAAUUUUGGACUAUAAGCGUCUGCAUUGGGACGAUUAUCAAGAAUUUGUUCCUGUUGUCGACGGAGCUGGAGGGGUUAUUCCUGACGUACCUGAAGAUCUUGCAAAACACAGAAAAAAAAUGCCAAUGAUGAUUGGCACAACACGAGACGAGAGCUCACUACGAAUUCUGAUACUCAACGAGAAGAACGUCAACUUUAGUGCACUGAACACUCCAUUGGCCGAAAAACUUGCAGAUAACCUCACAAUGGGCUACAAGCAAUUUCAAAAUCAUCGUCUAAUUGCAGAGGGUUGUAAGGCGCAAUAUGUGUGGACUAAAGUAGAUCCAUCAAUGUCUGAGAAUAUCUUGUUUGACUCAGUGCUCAAAAUGUACUCUCACUUUUGGUACGAUGCGCCUGUUUCUCGAUUAGCGACUUACUACGUGAAGCAAAGGGCUCCGGUGUUCUUGUACUCCUUCGAUCACAUUAGCGAAAAUUUCUAUGGUUACGAUCGGGCAUUUCAUGGCGCUGACAGGUUGCACUUAUUCAACAUCACACCACGUUUUCUUAGUCGAAGAAAGGACAGAAAUUGGCAACUUGACCAGAGAGUCGUGGAGAUCUUUGCUGAGCUGAUUGUCAACUUUGCACGACAUGGGUACCCAACUCCUGAAAGAUCAGGAUUUUCCUUUAACUGGACUUCGACCAAUGCCCAAGAACUGAAUUAUUUAUCAAUAACGGAUAGUCCUACUAUGGAAGUUGGUUAUCGGUGGCAGGGCCAUGUAUUCUGGAAUUGGUACGCUCGUUCAUUGGAUGCCGUAGAUGUGGGUAACCUGCAGCGAAUAGCGCAACUUGAUAGAGAUAUCGGAAAUUGGCAGUUUGCAACAGCUAUGCUAGCCUUCUGUUCAUUAUUCUUCUUCACAAUCCUUGUUGGGCUAGCCUGCUAUUGCACAAGGAAGGAGUCUGAGGAUGAUGAGUUGUAG